Athene cunicularia (burrowing owl) is the source of this 9524-nucleotide messenger RNA. RefSeq names its product protein phosphatase 6 regulatory subunit 3 (gene PPP6R3). Bases 397 to 3054 code for a protein of 885 amino acids. Gene Ontology annotation, molecular function: protein phosphatase binding; protein phosphatase regulator activity. Gene Ontology annotation, cellular component: cytosol; nucleus. The transcript has 26 exons. NCBI's taxonomy places the organism in Eukaryota, Metazoa, Chordata, Aves, Strigiformes, Strigidae. The record is from RefSeq and is a predicted model, not a curated record.
GAAGAAAUCUGCUUCAUCUAAUUCAAUCCUAAUUCAGUCCUGCUAAUCUGCUAAUACUGUAGAUUGAAAGAUUUUUUUGCUGUUGCCAGGAUACCCUGUAAUGGGCAAGGAGCCUGAAAGAAUACAAAUCGUUCUGUUUUUUUAACUUAAAAUUUUGUGUUUAACAGGGAACAUGUUUUAAAGUGUUUUGGUUUUGUGCCAGGAGGUGUAUCUGCUGCCCAGCCUCCAAUUCUUUGGAAGAGUUUCAAAGCAAAUGUGUUCAUGAACUGACAUAUAUUAGGACCUGGGCUCCUGUUGAAAAGUGAUGGAAUAAUCUCUGGCCGGCACCUGACAUGUUGAGGGAGCACCCCCUAAAAGAGCUUGCCUGGGAGACAGUUUGUGAAAUAACGCAGUAACAUGUUUGCAGUAACCAGCAUGUUUUGGAAAUUUGAUCUCCAUUCAUCAUCCCACAUAGAUACACUUCUAGAGAGAGAAGAUGUGACACUGAAGGAAUUAAUGGAUGAAGAGGAUGUACUGCAAGAGUGCAAGGCUCAGAAUCGCAAACUUAUAGAGUUUCUACUGAAGUCAGAAUGUUUAGAAGACUUAGUUUCAUUUAUUAUCGAAGAGCCACCUCAAGACAUGGAUGAAAAAAUUCGAUAUAAAUAUCCAAACAUAUCAUGUGAGCUGCUUACAUCAGAUGUCUCACAGAUCAAUGAUAGGCUGGGGGAAGAAGAAUCCUUACUUAUGAAACUGUACAGCUUCCUCUUAAAUGAAUCUCCUUUAAACCCUUUACUGGCCAGUUUCUUCAGCAAGGUGCUAAGUAUUCUUAUAAGCAGAAAACCAGAACAGAUUGUGGAUUUUUUAAAGAGGAAACACGAUUUUGUAGACCUCGUUAUUAAGCACAUAGGGACCUCUGCUAUAAUGGACUUGUUGCUCAGGCUACUGACUUGCAUAGAACCUCCACAGCCCCGGCAAGAAGUGUUAAAUUGGCUAAAUGAGGAGAGAAUUAUCCAGCGGCUUGUGGAAAUUGUGCAUCCAUCUCAAGAUGAAGAUAGGCAUUCAAAUGCAUCACAGUCACUCUGUGAAAUUAUUCGUCUAAGCAGAGACCAGAUGUUACAAGUACAGAACAGUUCAGAACCAGAUCCACUGCUUGCAAGUUUAGAGAAACGAGAAAUCAUAGAGCAGCUGCUGUCUAAUAUUUUUCAUAAAGAAAAAAAUGAAUCUGCAAUAGUCAGUGCAAUCCAAAUACUAUUGACCUUACUUGAGACAAGGCGACAGACGUUUGAAGGCCAUAUAGAGAUCUGUCCUCCAGGCAUGAGCAAUUCAACAUACUCAGUCAACAAAAGUGUUUUAGAAGCCAUAAAAGCACGACUUUCAUCCUUCCAUGAACUCCUACUUGAGCCUCCAAAAAAAAGUGUCAUGAAGACAACCUGGGGUGUGUUGGAUCCACCUGUGGGAAACACGCGUUUAAAUGUGAUUAGAUUAAUAUCUAGCCUUUUGCAGACUAAUACAAGCAGUGUGAAUCAGGAGCUUAUAGAGCUUAACAGCAUAGGAGUAAUACUGGACAUGUUCUUUAAGUAUACAUGGAAUAACUUUUUGCAUACUCAAGUAGAAAUCUGUAUUGCAUUGAUUCUUGCAAGUCCUCUUGAAAGCACAGAAAAUGGCACAAUUACAGAUCAGGAUUCCACUGGGGACAAUCUCUUACUGAAACAUCUCUUCCUUAAGUGCCAAUUAAUAGAACGAAUACUUGAAGCAUGGGACAUGAAUGAGAAGAAACAGGCUGAAGGAGGAAGACGACAUGGCUAUAUGGGUCAUCUGACAAGGAUAGCAAACUGUAUUGUGCAUAGUACAGAUAAGGGGCCAAACAGUACACUAGUCCAACAGCUCAUUAAAGAGCUUCCAGAGGAGGUCAGAGAGCGAUGGGAGACAUUCUGCACAAGCUCUUUAGGAGAAACUAACAAGAGGAAUACAGUGGACCUGGUUACUACCUGCCACAUUCAUUCUUCCAGUGAUGAUGAAAUUGACUUUAAAGAAACUGGUUUCUCACAGGAUUCCUCUUUGCAGCAGGCCUUUUCUGAUUAUCAGAUGCAACAAAUGACGUCCAAUUUUAUUGACCAGUUUGGCUUCAACGAUGAGAAGUUUGCUGAUCAAGAUGACAUCGGCAAUGUUUCUUUUGAUCGGGUCUCAGACAUCAACUUUACCCUUAAUACAAAUGAAAGUGGUAAUAUAGCCUUGUUUGAGGCAUGCUGUAAGGAGCGGAUACAGCAGUUCGAUGAUGGGGGCUCUGAUGAAGAAGACAUUUGGGAAGAAAAACAUAUUGCAUUUACACCAGAAUCCCAGAGGCGUUCUAGUUCGGGCAGUACGGACAGCGAAGAAAGUACAGAUUCCGAAGAAGAGGAUGGGACAAAACAAGACUUGUUUGAAUCACACACCAAUACAGAGGACAAAAUGGAAGUAGACCUAAGUGAACCACCAAACUGGUCAGCUAACUUUGAUGUACCCAUGGAGACUGCACAUGGUGCCAACCUGGAUUCUGUUGGGUCUGAUGUGUGGAGUACAGAAGAACCUAUGCCAGCAAAAGAAACUGGCUGGGCUUCCUUUUCUGAGUUCACAUCCUCUCUGAGCUCAAAAGAUUCCUUAAGAAGUAAUUCUCCUGUGGAAAUGGAAACAAACACAGACCCAAUUGAUCCCUUGAGUGCAAAUGCAACUGCUCUUCCAGCACAGCUAGAGGCCCCAGGAAGUGUUGCUAUGGAGGCCAGCUCAGAUGGAGAGGAUGAUGCAGAAAAUGCAGACAAGGUAACUGAAACAGUAAUGAAUGGCAGCAUGAAGGAGACACUGAGCCUUACUGUAGAUGCUAAAACUGAAACAGCUGUUUUCAAAAGAGUGUUGAAAUCAUAUCGUGAGGAAGGAAAAUUGUCUACCUCGCAGGAUGCUUCAUGUAAAUAUGUAGUAGAAGAGAAUGCAGAGGUUGCAGAAGAGGCUCCUUCAGCUCUGCAGCCUCCUAACAGCAGUCCAGAGCAGAGGACUGACCAACACACCCAUUUAGGAGAGGCAUCUGUUAAUGGCCCUGUAUGAUAUGUGAUGUCUACUACCUUGGCUGAAGAAAAUGAACUGAUACCCAGGUGUUUGAGUGUUUCUUGAGGAUUUCAUCUAGAGCCUGUUGAAACCAGUCACUGCUGCACUAAUUUCGCAAGGGAUCAGGACCAGCAACAUUUAUAUUCUAGAUUUUAAGACAUUGUACAGAAAUUCAUAAGUGUAAAAAUAUUGCACAUUGAGAAAUACCAAUAAUUUUUGCGUAUGUUUAUAUUGUAUUGUUCUAAAUAAUGGGUGGCCUGUGAAAUAAGAUCCUGCUACCCAUGUAAUGAUGACAGUAGUGUUACUAUAGUUAAAAUGGCUGUAAGAAUAGUUUUAUAAAAAAGUGAAUACACAAAUCUAAUGUAUUUGAGACAUAACUAUUUGACGAUUAGUGUGACCAAAGUAUUUAGCAGUUUUCAUACAUUUUUCACCUUGUAAAAAGAAAAGAAAAUGAAUUCAUGUUUCUUCUGAAACUGAAAUGCCCUAUAAAUGUUAUUUUGGUUGUUUUAGCUUACAAAAGUGAUUUAAAUAAGAUUUUUUUUUUUUGGUGUUCAACAUUUUACCACAGGUUUUUAAUUGGUAAUUGUUUUCUGUAUUGUUUAAAACAGAUCAAAAAUGUAAGUCUAUUGGUAGAGAUUUUAAGUAUUUAUUGCUACAACUUAGUUGACAAAUUGAUGUUACUGUAAAGCCAUAUGUUCUGUUAAGUCUUAUUUGCUUGAAACAAUACCUUACAGGUGAAACACUAGAAUAUUUGAAGUGCACAUGGCUUGUUGUGUUUAAGUGAUUCACCUGCCUUUUAACCCAUUCACCAAGAUUUAGUUUAAUACCAAGCAUUAUACAAUGGAACAUUUCAGAACAAUCUGCGUAUUUAAAACGCUAUAAUCCUUUUAGACAAGUCAAGUAAAUGAAAUGCUUGUGCUGCUAAUGUAAUUACAGUACAUGCAUUUUAAAAGUAUAUAGUGUUUUUAAUACAAAUUUUGGCAGCAGAGCAUGUUAAUUGUUACUUUCACUGUACUGAUCUGUGUGAGGCUUUCAUUUGUAUGUUCUAAACCAGUUUUUUUCACAACUGGUUUGUGUAUAUAUAUAUAGUGAUUAUGGAAACUAAUUCUGUGUAAUUUAUAAUUUUCUAUGUCAGUGUAAAAUUCCAACAGCCUUCUCAAACAAACAGAAGCAAUAUAUUGUAUAUUGCCACAUUGUCUGGUGAAAGGGUUAAAGUACUUCACCUCCUGCACUUUUAGAUCAAUUUUUGUUUCUGUAAUACUUAUAUUCAUUUAUUUUUUACAUCCUUUGUUUUCUUGACCAGUAUUUAAAGCCAAAAGGAUACUCUAAACAAUGGCCAAUGAUUUAUUUUAGAAGGCGUCCUAAGCAACGUGCCUAAACAUUACAUUGCAUACAGAAAUAAAAAAAAACCUCACGUAUGUAUAAUGGCAUUGCCCUUAUUGCUUCCUCUCUUGCAUUUUCUACAGCAAAUUUCAGUGGCACUCGUCAUUGCAGGUUGUUACAAACUGAUCAGUUCUGUCAAUAUUGAGGGCACAAAAACCACAGUACUGUAGGUGGAGUUGGUAACUAUGGUUGCCAUUUUAGUUGUACUUUGUAAAUGAUGGAAUCCAGUCAGUUUCUAAUUCUUCAGUUCAGAAUUACUUCCAGAUCAGCUUGACCAAAAAUGCUUUGUAUAUCAGCUUUAAGGUUGGCAGUUGUCCCUUUAUCACUUUCUGAUCUGUUAUUGAACAAGCAGUUUUGUAAACAAAGCCACUCAUUUCAACACAUGAAUUGCAAUCCAAGUAGAAAUUCCAAAUACAGAAGAGCAGUGUGUUGUCUUACAGAAGUUUAUUUCUUUUAAGUGUCAAAACUUUUGUCCUUUCUAGUGGAGCUAUUUGUGUCUUGUUAAGUUGAAUUAACUAGCUACAUAGCCAUGAAAAGUGGAGAUACUGGCAGAAAAUCAGUAUUUCAAGCCCUGUUGCCUGCAGUUCAGCAAUGUCUUCUAGUAUGUUGUCCCUCCUGAUUUUAAUGAACUGUUGUAUCAGUCCACCAUCCAGUUCCUACUGAGCUCAGAACUGAAAAGAAAAAGAGUAUUUUGUUCCAAUUCCCUCUGUUCCCAAUAGGCAGUAUCAGCUGAGUGGAGGUGUGAGAAGUGGUGGUGAGUGGAGUUCACCCUUCAGUGUAGCUUACCUUCUAAUUAAAGGGUGCAGUAAAGGUGAACUAGGGUUGGCUUACCUAACGUUGAUUCCAGUGGUCUUUGAUGGUUCUUCCUUACUAUUGCAUCUAUCGUUAGUUUUAACAGCUUGUGUGGAAGGGGAGUUAAACUUGGGAUUUAACCUAGAUUUGAUGUAGUGUGAGCUUGUUCUGAGAAGGUGUAGGGUAUGUUUUACCCACUAACUAUAUUACUUGUACAACGAAUCCUGAACUUGAAGGGCAAGCUUCGGAGGUGUGUUUUUGGGGGUGUAUGGGUGUGUGUACACCCCCACACACCUUUUGCCAUCUUUUACCAAUGCCUUAUGCUGUUCAUGUAGGCUUAGGAGAGUUUGAACAUCCUUGGAGAGUUCUUCUCAAUGGCUGUUACCCAACCUGUUUAAUCAAAUUUGACUUGCAUGAACUUGAGUCUUCUUUAUUAAAAGAUAUUUUAAUACAUUUGUGAGAUGUACUGAAGUCUAAUACCUUUGUACUGUGUAUUUAGCAGCAGCAGCUAGGAUGAAAUAUGCCUGCUUUGAAUGGCUUGUACUGAAUACAUGCAUUGGCCAUAUUUCACUGUGCUCUUUGAAAUUGCUAAAGGGUCAGUCACUUGAAACUGAGAAUACUCAUGUCAGUUGAUAUCUAAGGGCAGUGGACUUAGUGCUCAUGACUUCUCUGGUAAAUGAUUUUUACUCAAGCCAGAGUGUGUUGCAGAAUUGGCUAGACCAGCAGUAUAUGCAACAGCUCGUUGCCUCUUCAGACCUGUGUCUCAGUUACGUAGCAGAGUGGAUGAAUCAUGCCUUCUUGACCAGAGAAACCGUUAUUUUUAAGUGUAAGCCUUGUAUUGGAUUUUAUAUCAAGAUUAUUCCAUUUAAGUAGACGUGUAGCCAUUGUCUUAACUAACAUUAUUGUUGUUGUUAUUGUUAAUUAAGAAAGCAUUCCCCCUGUUCAGUGAGUUGACACAUAGUUGCUGAGAAGACAACAGGAUAGUUGACACAAUCUCAUUAUAUCCUUGUAAAUGCAACCCAGUGUGACCAUGCUCUUCAGUGAAAUGUACUUUUUUGCUCCUGUUAAGCCCUGUAUCUACCUCUUGAAAACAGUGAGUUCUGUAUUGUCAUCUGCAUACUCUUGUGGAAACUUGCUGUGACAUUCAUUCUUUGUGUGAAAUCCACUGAGAAGUUACAAAAUACUUAUGAGGAAGAUUAAUCACGUUGUUACUAUCGUUCAUUAUAAACUUAUCUUCCUGUUCAAAUUAGCUUUAAUUUCCUUGGAGAUUGUUUUGUUUUCUGACAUCCUCCUUAACACAGUUCUAUCAGGAAGUAUAUAUUGUAUAUAACUGAUGGCUCUAUUAAUAUACUUAAACAAUCACUUCUGACUGUCUCCAGAAUAAAUAGUGCUUUCUCCAGUGUAGUAUAAGUGCUUCAAGUUUCAUUAUAAAAGUGUCUCUGUUGUUUCCCAAACCAGGAUGGAAAAUGGAAGUUCAUGCAGUGGCAACAAGCCUUUUUUGUUCUUAACUUCUGUCUUUUAGUUUCUGCAUCUUACUUUCUAACAGGUAAGGAUUUGGUAUCCUUCUGUUCCAUUAUUGUCUGAAUGUGUAAGGUUACAGCAUGAAGACUAAGGCAAUAAAAGUAAAACAAAAAAUACUCUUGGCAUAAAAAGAGGCAUCUUCCUGCCUGAUUUAGCUAAGACAAUUCAUGAAACCUUUUGGACUUACUCAAACCUGGCUUGGCUUUCUGGUUCAAAUUGUUCCAAGCCUGUGGUUUGCCCUGUGCUUAAUGUUGGUUAAUGACUUGUAAUUACACUUCUUCUAAUGGGAUCACAGGGAAGUCGGUGUGUGCUUCUCACUCUUCUGCCACAUGCUGAAGCAAUAAUGAGAACUGAACUUUAUACUGUGUUUUGCUAGUAGUAUCUUUCAGAAUUUCUCAUAGAUGAUUCUGGGCUUAGUGUUUGAUGCAUCUUUUUCCACUGGAGAGGGGAACAUUUUCUGCAUUUUUCAGCUCUGAAUUGGUAAGUACCUUGCAAAAUGAGUUAGGAUUCCCUUUAGUUCAGCUUUCUGGCCUUAGCUGAAGUACUGUAAUUCUGAUUCUAGGACUUUCUUCAGAAGGAGUGUUCUCCCUUCUCAUUCUGGAUCUCUAUUGAGUGGUGUGGGUGCUUGCCUGUGAUUUAUAUUCUCUGCCUCUCAAAACAUGGAUUCUGAAAACUAAUUUAGAUCGUGAUUGUCUGCUGGCAUACAGUCAUCCAGAGUAAGAAACCCAAAUCUUGCCUAGCUGUUUUUGAGCAGACUUUCUCACUCAUGUCUCAUGAAUCAACACCCAUUUUUUCAGGUAGUUUAUCUGGUUGUCUCACUACUUCAGUCUGUGGAUGAUAAUUAGGUAGAUUGGUGGUUGAUCCUCAAGGACAUAAUAGAGAUACACCUUCUUCAUUUUUUCAGAUGGAAUGUGGACCCAUUAUAGAUUUGUUGAGACUGCUUUUGAACUCUGUGUUACUAUUCCCAUCUAUCUUAAGAGGGUGGGGGUGUUCUUCCCUUCCCCUCAUAUCUACACCAAUUACCUGCCAAAGGUGGUCACAAUUUCAUUUUAGGCAAUAAACUAACCUGGUUCUUUUGCCAGAGCACUGAAGUAUGACUGCAUACAUUGCAAAUAAAAUCUGCUUUCCCUUAUACCAAGCAGAAUUAAGUGUUUGGAAAAUCCUUCUUUGCAGUUUUCUCAAAUGAAAGAUACAAAGUAUUGACUGUCUUCUACUGGUUCUUGUAGCAGGCAGUGGCACAAAAUUACUAAAAUAAGCCUGCUGACUGCUGAAAUUCAUGUGACCUCCUUUCUGUUGAAGUUCUCCAGAGCACCUUUACUGCUAUAUCUUUAUAGAAACACUUGCUGUUAGUGCUGUAUUUGUUAGCAAGGGUUGUUCUUCCCUAAACCAUCGUUCUGAGGGGUGCUUUCAGAUAAGAAGAGUUCUGCUUUGCAGUGAGCCAUAGUGGAGUGUGCAUAUUCAUCAGCAAGCAUUCAAGUGACAAAAGGUAGUAACUAGGAAAUGUAUCAUGUUCAUGGGACUACAGGGGUCCUAUUCUUUCUCUGUAGUCAGUUCAGGAGUGGUUUGAAAACAUAAAAGGGCUGAGGAAGUAUGCAGUGCUUUUUAAAACACUGCAUGUGUAGUUUGACGUACUCUAGAGACAAAUCUGAAGUUGGGAAGAGGUGGGUGACUUCCUGAUAACUAAAUUUUCGAGUGUGUUAUUUACAUGAUUCAUACAUAAUUCAUGUUGACUGCUAUGUCCAAGCACUUAAGAUAUUUUUUAACUACGCUGUAUAAAUAAAUAUAUAUAGAUGCACACUUGUGUGUGCACACAUCAACAGCUGGGAGAUAACUUUCUUCUUGACAUGACUAGCUGCAGUGUGCACGGUACAUUUCCUAAUCAUACUGAACUGUAGAAUUCUAGGAAGGAGGAGGUACUUGAGCAUAUGGUACAGCCCAUUCUGAAGCACUUCACUAAAUAUAAAAUAUUUCUAGGCUUCUGUCUCUGCAUGUGUAGACACUACCAGUGUAAUUUGACAGGAGGAGGAACCAGUGCCUCUGGCUUCUUGAGGCCAACUUCAACUUCUGUCAAAGAAGAUUACUCUGCUUUUCUCAUAGUCCAACUACUUGAUAUAUUUAAGCCUUUUGGCUGAUAUGUUUAUAGCUUCCCAGAAACAGAGGCAAGCAUUCGUAUUUGUGAUUAUUGAAUCAACACUGUCUGCUUUGGCCAGAAGUGGUUCAUCUGUAAACUUGUACUGAUGCCGUUAAUCUAUUAACGGCUGUGCUUCUGCAUACUACAUUAAAUUCUUCUUAAUAUAAUGGUGAAAUCUAGCUGUUUCAGCAAUUGUCAUCAGUACUGUCCUCAAGAGCACAGUGACAGGUUGACUGCAGCUUUGAAUUUGGUGUUGCACAGAUGCAGACCAUCAUAAUGCCCUAUUUGAGAAAGGUAGGGUGUCUGAUGUGGUGGAACAAGCCUCCAGCUGCUCUAAGGGGGUCUAAUGCAUCCUGAAAACAGUCCAAAGAAAGUAAAGUCACCUGGGUGGUUAUCUGCUGUUCAUUAGGAGCUUAUGGAUCUCUGCUGGAGGAACAAAUUGCCCUUGACUUUGCAUUAAGUCCAGAGAACAGCGGCUGCCGAUAGUGCAUGCAGGACCUCCUGCCCUCAGCCAUCCCAGUGUCUGAGCUGAGCAGGCUGCACAGAAAGAUCUUUGCAUGUGACUUGGCUCUGAACAAAGCUUUGUUCAUAUGGUAAGGCAUACCUAGUGGGAGUCUCCAAGUAUCAGGUACAGUGGAGUAUC